GGGCCCUGGAGAAACCGUGCGUUUCCAGGAAGCCAGGCCCAGAAGUACUUUAAGGUUCAUGCCAUGCGAGGCGAACAGUGAAAGCAGGCUACCAAUCGGCCCGUUUUAACACGUCCUAGUAGAACGAGGCUACCAGAGCUUUGCUCGCGGGGCCUGCUAGUCUCCUACUUAAGCAUCCACGGGACGUGCCGGCGAUCUGUCGCCCCACGAAACAUUGGAAGUGCGCUGCGUCCUCCCCAGGAAACAUCAGAAUUCGACAUGCAUUGCCCAACCGCAUGCUGAUGGAAAAUUCACGGGUAAAACAACCGUUUGAGAUUUCACGGCUUGAGGGGACGCAUGCCGGCAUGCGUGCUGUCGCUCACUCUUACGCCAGCGGAGUUAGGUCUCGCUGGGUUUGGCCCAACGUCGGCGAACUGGUCUUGCAAGUUGCCCUCUUCUUUUUGUCUUAAAACCACUGAUCUACUGAUAUCCACUUUGUUACUCUCGUUGAAUUUACCACAGUAGACUGGUUCAUCGCUGUAGGAGCGAGCUGCAUGCAUGGUUCGCCAAAAAUGAACCCAUCUUUGUAACCGGCAUCUUGCCGUCCUCUUCUUUAAAUGGAUGAUACGCAUGCUAUGCGUAUUCGCCAAGAAAAAUGCGUCGAUCUUGAGCUAGGAUUUCGUUAUGACGCUGAUGGGCAGUACGUUAGCGCAGAGCCAGUCAAAAACUAAACUCCACGACAACUCGGCCAGUUGCAUUUUCAUUUUUUAGGUGAGAUGCAAGUUGCAUUUCUUACAUGAUGAAAAGGCUACCUACUGAUGAACAGAACGUUUUGUUUCAUCCACAUUGUUAAUCCAGCGCCGAGGCCAAGUCAAUCCAAAUAGUACUAAGUUGUGUUUCUCUGCUAUAUAACUACGUACAGAAUCAUGAACAGAACUGCGUACACAAUACAUUUGUAGCAGAGAAACACAAACGCUUACUUUUUGCAUGAUCGCUUGCAAACAUUGCAAGAACCCAAGAGUACCAUGGUGAUCAGCUUCAGUUGCUCAGCAAGUAGAAAACUGACGGGGAUCUUGGCCUUGCUGUUCAUGAUGACCCGAGUCUAUGGCCAGUCUACUUCGGGUGAUGUGCCCCACUGCAUUUUUUAGUUUACUUUGGAGUGCAAUUUAAGAAACACUUCCCACUUUACUGAAGCCUUAGCGAUAACAUACUAGGAGUAUUAUCUACUGAAUAUCUAGUCACACCAGCCAUGAUCUUGGCGUAGAUCUUAAACUUGAAACACAUGAAACUGAUACAAAUUCUCCUUGUGCAGGGUUCAUAAGCAUCGAUUGCGGAAACAGACGCACCUACAACGACAGCCCAACAGGAAUACAGUACCAUUCUGAUCAUGGAUUUGUCGAUGGUGGAUUGAGCCACAAGAUUUCAACGGAGUUCAUGGCUGAUGCCACGAAUGAGCAACAAAAAACCUUGAGAAGCUUCCCUCAGCGCUCAAGGAAUUGCUACACGCUGCCAUCCGCCACUGGUAAGAAGUUUCUGGUGAGGGCCUUGUUUACUUACGGCGACUAUGAUGGGUUGAACAGUACUAUGAGCGGGUCGCUUUUUCGGUUUGGGCUCCAUAUCGGUGUCAAUUUCUGGGAGGCGGUGAACUUGACAAAUUCAGAUCCAUCAAACACAAUAUGGAAGGAGGUGCUCACUGUUGCACCUGGCAACAACCUGUCGGUCUGUUUGAUAAACUUCGGUACAGGGACACCGUUCGUGUCUUCGUUGGAGCUGAGGCCACUGCAAGAUGUGAUGUACCCUUUUGUGAAUUCUUCGGUGUCAAUCAGCUACUUUAUACGGAUCAGAUUUGGUAACAUGACAACAAACCUUAUCACAAGAUAUCCGAUGGACGAUUAUGACCGGUUCUGGGAGAGCUCUUCUUCCUCCUACGCCACCUACCCCUUUCUCAGCCGGACCACUAGCAAUGAAGUGAGGAGGCUCCCAGGCAAUGACGCCUUCCAGGUACCGCAAGCCAUCCUCCAGAACGCCACGACCCUAGACACGAACUACACCUUUUUCAGCGUUGUCGUGGCGGCGGGUCCCAACCUGGACUCAACGAACCUGCAGCUUCUCCCGAUCUUCCACUUUGCCGAGGUCGUUGACAACAAUCCAAAUAGGUCGUUCAACAUCUACAGCGGCGACGAAAUGUUGUUCCCAGACUUCUCACCUUCGCGAUCCCAGGUGGACAGCAUGCACCAGAAUGGGCGCUUCUUGCAUAACCCCGCAGCCUCCUUCCUUCUGAACAAGACCAACAACUCGGUGCUCCCACCGCUCAUCAAUGCGUUCGAGCUGUACUCUCUAGUUCGGAUGGAUAACCUCACGACUGACUCCAACGACGUCAGUUACAUCAAAGAAGUGAAGAAGCACUACAAUUUGGCACAAAUAAACUGGAAUGGAGAUCCAUGCUCCCCAAGAGAGUAUUCCUGGGAAGGUUUGAUUUGCAGCUACCCUAAGAGCAACCAGAAUCCAAGAAUAAUUGCAGUAAAUCUGUCUACCAGUGGACUGAAAGGUGGAUUAACCAUAUCAUUCAUGAACAUGUCAUCACUGAUAAACUUGGAUUUAUCACACAACAAUUUGACAGGAGCUAUUCCAGACUACCUAGGGUCACUCAGAGUCCUCAACUUGUCAAAUAACCAGCUUGAUGGACCGAUCCCUGAUUUUAUUCUUCAAGGUUUUCAGGCCGGCCUGCUUGACUUAAGAUUAGAAGGCAAUCCCCUAUGCUCAAAAGUCAAAGAUGCAUACUGCUCAAAUAAGAAGAACACCAUACAUAUCAUACUCAUCGCAGUGAUAGUUCCUGUGGUACUGGUAUCCCUCCUAGUAGUGAUGUGCAUACUCUGGAAGUUAUGCUGGAAAGGGAAGUCAGAAGACCAUGAGGAUUAUUCCAUGUAUGAAGAGGAAACUCCACUACAUAUUGAUAUCAGACGGUUCACGUACACAGAGCUGAAGCUCAUAACAAAAGACUUCCAAUCAAUCAUUGGAAAGGGAGGUUUCGGUAUUGUUUAUCAUGGCACACUGGAAAAUGGUGACGAGGUAGCUGUGAAGGUGCUCAUGGAGACAUCAAUAGCAGAGUCAAAAGACUUCCUCCCAGAGGUGCAAACCUUGUCCAAAGUUCAUCACAAGAACCUUGUGACUCUGCAAGGAUAUUGCCAGAACAAGAAGUGCCUAGCACUCGUUUAUGAUUUUAUGCCCAGAGGAAAUCUUCAACAGCUUUUAAGAGGAGAUGACUAUAGUUUGAAUUGGGAACAACGGCUUCAUAUUGCACUUGAUGCUGCACAAGGCCUUGAGUAUUUACAUGAGUUAUGCACCCCAUCAAUAGUGCACAGAGAUGUGAAGACCCCAAACAUCCUUCUGGACAAUAAUCUGGUGGGGGUAAUAUCUGAUUUUGGGCUUUCGCGGGCUUUUAAUGAUGCUCACACACACAUAUCUACUGCUGCUGCUGGCACUCUUGGCUACCUCGACCCUGAGUACCAUGCAACUUACCAACUCACUGUCAAGACAGAUGUUUACAGCUUCGGCAUCGUGCUCUUGGAGAUCAUCACCGGCCAAUCCCCAGUAGUUAUGGACCCUCAAACUGUCCACCUCCCAAAUUGGGUGCGGCAAAAGAUAGCUAACGGCAGCAUUCACAAUGUUGCAGACAAGAAACUGCUGGAUCUGUACGAUGCCAGUUCCCUGCAGAGUGUAGUGGACCUGGCCAUGAACUGCCUCGAAAACGCAGCCAUCAACAGGCCGACCAUGACCGAGGUUGCUUCAAGGCUCAAAGUGUGGUUGCCAGCUGUUUCUGGGGCCCCUCGACACACGGACUCCAUGGAUACUGAAAUUCCAAGGCAGUUCCGGCUGAUGAUUUCAAGAGCAAGAAACGAGGGGAUAUCCUUCCAGUCUGGCUAUACCAAUGGGAUUUCACAAACGAGCCUCUUUUCUGGACGGUGAAAGGGAGACGCCUACUGUGUUUAUUGUUGGAUCCUCUUAGAUAAUGUUUGGUAAUUUGCUUAACUGCGUUCAUUGAUCGUCCGUAAACUGGAAUUUAGUAAUUGUAUGACUUUCAGAUUCUAAUAUUGCUCGUUUCUACCGGUAAUAGUGUUCAAGCAUGAAGCUGCUCGUACAUCAAGACCUAACCCCUUCCAUUUGAGAACUCGGUGGCCCAUUAAUUAGUGCCCGUACAUCAAGUCCACAGCAAUCCUAAGACAAGUGGUCUGCUUACACACUGCCGCCUAAGGAUUCGUCCUUUUAUUCCCCAUUCUCUCUUGGGAGCAUGUGGAUUCAAAUCUAAAGUACUGGUUUGUUCUACCAAACCAUCCGAGCAUCUGCGGAGUUUUUCAACUAACACAGCACUACAUGCGAUGGCACACAAGUUGGAGCCUGAGGACCUGAGCAGAAAUGGCACAU
Aegilops tauschii subsp. strangulata is the source of this 4401-nucleotide messenger RNA. Its product is annotated as senescence-induced receptor-like serine/threonine-protein kinase. Lineage: Eukaryota; Viridiplantae; Streptophyta; Magnoliopsida; Poales; Poaceae. Gene Ontology annotation, molecular function: protein kinase activity; ATP binding; protein binding. The record is from RefSeq and is a predicted model, not a curated record. Gene Ontology annotation, biological process: protein phosphorylation.